AUGUCUCUCCCCACAAUUCUUACUCCGACAUAUACAGGUCCAGCACCCCGCAUGAAGUUCAAAAGCCCCAUCUCGCUACCCGCACCACUUCCCGCCGCCCAAACCGCGCCCUUCGAAGAUGACAAUCGGUGGAAGCUGUUUCUAACGACAAGCACGAAAGUCAGCGUCUGGGAUUCGCGGGGAUGCAAUGCCGUAUUUACCAGUGGCUCGGAGGGGAUUGUCGCUGCGAAGAGGGCAAAGGAUGGGUCGGUUUUGGCGAUUGCAGACUCCCAGGUGGUCAUGCUGCAUCGGAUCGAGGAGGGCCAGGAUAAGUCCUACCGUUUGAAAGGAACUCAGCGGUGUCGACAUCUACAGUACGAUCACGACUCGCGCAGCCUGUUUUUCACCGACUCCCUCCACAACAGCGUUCAAAGCUAUUCAUUGAAAGAGAAUCGAGUGGCCGAUGCUGCAAAACCCCAUCCAUCGUCGAUUACUACUUUUGCAAUAUCCUCCGAUUCGAAUCUUGUAGUUUCCUGCUCUGCCGACCCACCUAUUACCCAGAUCCACAAUCGCCUCAUGGCAACCACCGUCUCGAUUACACCACGAUGCUCAACUGCACCGGUGGUGCACUGUAGCUUUCAUCCGAGCCGACGGACAAUCUUUGUACUUGCGUUUCGCGAUGGUGUUCUCGCAGCUUAUGAUUACAGCAAGAUAUCUGGGGGGAGCAAGGCGAAAAAAGACGGGAAGAUUGGUAUCGGUCAAGGUGGCACAAAGGAAAUACAUGCAUUUCAACAUCUACAUGACCCGAGUAUUGCCGGAUCGGCGGGCAUCACAGGAGUCGAGUUCGUUCCGGGAUACAGGAGUAGAGCUGUCACUGUAGGCGAGGAUGGGAGAUUAUUCUUGGUGGAUUUCGAGAUGCGGGAUACGCUGGGAAGCUGGCACAUUGGGGCUCCUGCAACAUGCUUGACAAUAAGACCUGUCACUGUUAAGGGAAAGUCAACCGAUGAAGACGACAUGGGUGGAUGUGUGAUUGCUAUAGGGACUAUCCACGGAAAGUGUUACGUCUACGACGGGAACGGAAAUAAGAUUGGUGAGCAGUCAGUGGAUUCGGAGGGUGGGAAGGUCCUUGAUGUGGAAUGGGUAUCUGGCGAUAUUCAUUUUCUCCCAAGCGAAGACGGUGGUUCUAGUAGCCCCACCUCUCCACGUUCCCACAUAAAGCCCUUGCCUUCGGCAGGAUCACAGCAACAAGCUGAAAAUCACCGAAGCUCAGCGACAGCCGAAAACUCUAGACCUACCAAAGAAAAAGAUGAACCCCUGAAGCCAAAACUGGAUCUAAAAGAAGAUUCCGAUCAGUGGCCGGAGGCCCAAGAGACCGCCAAUCAGGGGUACAUGGCACUGUUCAGCCCUGUAAAGAAGAAACAAAAGAAGCCAGAAAAGGCUGUUUCCCUUGCCGGAACAAAAACCGCCGAUGUCGAGAAGAUAUCGGAUCCCAAACUAAGAACGAUUGAAAAAGAGGACCAGAGGAGUGUUAUCAGCGCACCGUUACUGUGGAAUGAAUCGGCAAAGAACCAAAAUCGGCCGGGAAACGCCAAAGAAGAUCAUAGCCCCAUAAAAAAAUCGGUAACCAAGUCUAAUGACGAUAAAGUUGCAACUUUGUUAGAACAAACACCAGCUCUAGGCAAAACAGCCCCCUCUUUACAGCCAUUGGUACGAAGUAGUGGUACUGGUAAAGAUAAUCCAUCACUAUUGACAUCACAUCGUAUCACACCCGUUGCCUCCGACGUUAUCAAAACAAACGAUAAGACAAGUGAUGGGAAACUACUAAGUCAGAUACGCUCAAUAAGAGCAAAGGUAGAAGGUGAUAAAAUCGCCAGGGGAAAUUUGGCAUUAUUUGCGCCCUACAUGUCCAGCAAAAUCAAGACUUCCGCCAUUAUAAGAUCGGGGGGAGCGGCAGAAAACCGCAAAGCGCCCAUCUCAUCUCAGGAUAAACCCGUAGAUCCCCGGCUUCGAGCCCUGGACGGAAACAGGGUUGAUGAUCGAAUGGACGGGAGCGUCGACCAAACAAACAGAACACCCAAGGCCGCACUUCAAGAGGAAGAUAUAACACUCCCAGGCCCCGUGGAAUCUCCGAAAAAAGACGAGGAUCUACCCUCUUUAAACCAAGAGGACGACGCAGCGUCCGAAGCCUCAUUCGACGGCGAUAUCUGGCUUGUCGAGGACAAGCCGUCAACAAGCCUAAAAAGGAAGAACUCCAAUGCGGAUGAUUUCCAGCCCUCAUCCAGCUUCGACAGCAACGGCGAGAGAUCUUCAUCUAGGGCCGGAUCUUCUAAGAGCAGAAAGACAGUCUCAUGGGAUGACGGGCUUGCCAGCCGCGACAUCAUAACUCCUGCAAACUUGCUACGCGAAUUGGAGAAUACAUCCCGCCCCCGAUUUGCUUCCAGCGGCGACGCACCGUGGCCACCAGUGACCAAGUACGAGGGAAAACAUUUAACCUCGAAUGCUACAACACCCGAAACUUCUUUCGCUUCAAGAAAGGUAUUAAGCAGCCAAAAGGAGGGCCCCACUUCUGGCCUUCCCAGCAGCUUGGACGAAAACUCGUUCCACACGCCCCAUGGCCUGGUUGCAAGCUUGAUGGAGCCCGCGCCCCGAAACGCUUUCGCGGAGAUGCAGACAAUGUUCAAAGCCGAGAUAAGGAGCCUACAAGCCGAGAUAGCGAGAGGCUUCCAGGCGCAAAUGCGGGUGCUAGAGGACCUGAGGAGCGAGGUCCGGACGGUCAGGGAGGAGAACGUGAAGCUAAGAGACCAAAUAUCGGAGCUGAAUGCCAAGGACAGGGAGAAGCGACCUUGA
This is a messenger RNA of Morchella sextelata, 2826 nucleotides long. RefSeq lists its product as uncharacterized. The record is from RefSeq and is a predicted model, not a curated record. Gene Ontology annotation, molecular function: protein binding. The transcript is spliced from 3 exons. Lineage: Eukaryota; Fungi; Ascomycota; Pezizomycetes; Pezizales; Morchellaceae. The coding region runs from base 1 to 2826 and encodes 941 amino acids.